Nilaparvata lugens (brown planthopper) is the source of this 2340-nucleotide messenger RNA. RefSeq names its product angiotensin-converting enzyme-like. The record is from RefSeq and is a predicted model, not a curated record. Gene Ontology annotation, biological process: proteolysis. Lineage: Eukaryota; Metazoa; Arthropoda; Insecta; Hemiptera; Delphacidae. Gene Ontology annotation, molecular function: peptidyl-dipeptidase activity; metallopeptidase activity. Gene Ontology annotation, cellular component: plasma membrane.
AUGAACAAGGAGAAGAGAAAAGAAAAAUUAAAAUCAAUCAUUAAAUAUUUUUCAGACUUCACAGACGCUGCCGAGUACUGGCUCCAUGAUUUUGAGAUGAACGAUUUCGAGAAGGAGGUGCAGAAACUGUGGAACGUGAUAGAGCCUCUCUACAUGCAGCUGCAUGCUUAUGUCAGGGGUCGUCUCAAUGAAAAGUAUGGCGAUGAAAUGGUGCCAAAACAGGGGGCCAUUCCUGCUCAUCUAUUAGGAAACAUGUGGUCACAAACCUGGGGGAACAUCUAUGAAUUUACAGUUCCAUUCCAAGGUAAACAGCAAAUCGAUGUGACAGAAUCAAUGAAGCAACAGAAUUACACGCCUCUGAAAAUGUUCAAGCUUUCUGACGAGUUUUUCAAGUCCUUGAAUUUGAGUGCAAUGCCCGAGCUGUUCUGGAAUAACUCUAUCAUCGAGAAGCCACAAGGCAGAGAGCUUGUAUGCCAUGCCUCCGCUUGGGACUUCUAUGAUGGGGAAGAUUUCAGAAUCAAGGAAUGUACUGUGGUAACCAUGGAAGAUCUGUACACAGUCCACCAUGAGAUGGGUCACAUUCAGUAUUACUUGCAAUACAAAGACCAACCGAACGUUUACAAGGAAGGAGCCAACUCAGGCUUCCAUGAGGCAGUCGGCGACACUAUCGCCCUCUCUGUGAGCACCCCGAAACACAUGCGCAAGAUCGGCCUCCUGGACCCGCAGUCCGAGGAUGAUCCUCAGGCAGACAUCAACUUCCUCUUCCUCACCGCUCUCGACAAGAUCGCCUUCCUUCCCUUCGGAUACCUCAUGGACGUCUGGAGGUGGGGAGUGUUCAAGGGCACCAUUGAGCCAAAGAACUACAACUGCCAGUGGUGGAACCUGCGCUGGAGGUACCAGGGUAUCGAACCACCCGUACACCGCAGUGAGGAGGACUUUGACCCUGGUGCAAAGUACCACAUUGUCGGCGACACUCCUUACAUCAGGUACUUUGUGAGCUUCAUCAUCCAAUUCCAGUUCCACCGGGCUCUGUGUGAGAAGGCCGGACAAUUUGAUCCCCAGAACCCAACCAGUAAACCUCUCCACCAAUGCGACAUCUACCAGAGCACAGAGGCUGGAAACGCUCUAGGCGCCAUGUUGAAAAUGGGCUCAUCGAAACCUUGGCCUGACGCAAUGGAAGCCCUGACGGGUCAGAGAAAGAUGGACGCCAGUGCUCUGAUGCAAUAUUUUGCGCCGCUCUACGAGUGGCUCAAAGAGGAGAACAAACGGACGGGAGCUUCUAUCGGCUGGCGUACACAUCCUCAACAAAAACGCUGUGUGAAACAUCUGUCAGAUUUGGAAAAUUCCGACGAGCUGUCUGAAGAAAUUGUAACUGACGAAGUUCCAAAAAGUAUUUCAUAAAUCCUGAAUCAAACUUCAGAACAAAACAAUGAACUGAUUCAGUAGAAGUUUAGUGCCUUGAUCAAUAAAUAGGUAAUAAUAGAGGGAUGGCGCCUUGAUAGAAUAAAAUGAAUAUUGCAUGAAUUGAAUGAAUAUUCUUUUGAAUAUAUGAGAGGAUUGAUAUUCAGGGUGUUGAUAAUAAAUAAUUAUCUAGCCUACAUAUUGAUUAUUUUGAAAAAUAAUAAUAUUAUUAUCAUAUUCAGAAAUACAGUAAGUUAUAGAUAUGGAAUAGCUUCCACAUGGAACAUUAUUUUUUGCCAUUGGAUCAAUAUUAUAUGAGUAGGCUACUCGCUUGAUUGCUUCAUCUUAUAAUAGAAAUUUCGCAUUAUCAAGGCUUAUUUAAUUGAACCUCAUAUUAAUAAGUAGAUAAGUUUUUUAGCGCUGUACUUUGAAGAUAAAUUUCUUUAGAGAAUAUUUGUCACUCAAGUGAGUUAUUUUGAGUGAUUCAAUCAAUUUGAUUGUAGUGAAUAUUGAUAAAAAUGAUGAAAUACCGUAUUUCUAUAUGCGAGUAUUCUUGAAAAUUUCUGUGAUAAAAAGAUCUUAGAAGAUAAUACUUAUUUUUUAGAUACUUAAAUAAUUUUAGAACAUUAUUAAAAGUGCAGUAAUAGAGUAAAUAAUGAAAGUUUAUUCAGGAAAUUUGGCUGUAGACUGUCUUGUAUUGAACAUUUUUGGAAUUAUAUUACUAGAAAAAUUACUUUGACUACAAAAAUAUCUGAGAAUAAAUGAUAAUUUUAAUGAUCAAAUUCUAUUGUAAUGGGUUUAAUUUCAUUUAAGAUUAAGCUGUUUAUAUAGCCUAUGUUUAUUUUUUCAAAUCAUUCAUGUUGAUAUUAUUAGUGAGAGUUAAGUCAUUAAACAUUAUUUGUACUCGUCAAAUCCAGGAAAUAAAAUUAUUAAAGUAAG